This is a messenger RNA of Perkinsus marinus ATCC 50983, 185 nucleotides long. RefSeq lists its product as hypothetical. The annotation marks the transcript as partial. NCBI's taxonomy places the organism in Eukaryota, Perkinsozoa, Perkinsida, Perkinsidae. The transcript has a single exon. The record is from RefSeq and is a predicted model, not a curated record.
CGAUGCUCAGCUCAAGAGGUAUCGCCUUACUAUCGACUGUCGCCCACUUAACAACUUUCGGCUACUAGUGGAUGCUGACGCUACCUUUCUGUUCAUGCCGGUCGACGGUGCUCAAGGCACCAGUUGCAAGGGUAACGAGGAGCACGUCUACAAGCAGUAUCAGCGCGGUGCCAUUGUGCUUCUGC